GUUGCUGGUUUUGAUUGGCUGCAACAUAAACGUAGGUCCCGCCUACUAUGGUCCAGCAGUUGCACGUUACUUCGCUGAGUGGAGGGCGGCUCUGUCAAUCAUCUGGGAUAUUGAGGAAGGGGGUGCAAGCUGCCAAGAUGAAGCACUACGAGGUGGAGAUACUGGAUGCCAAGACCAAGGACAAGCUCUGCUUCCUGGACAAGGUCGAGCCAAAUGCCACUAUCGGAGAGAUCAAGUCUAUGUUCCACAAGAGCCAUCCUCAGUGGUACCCAACCCGACAGUCCAUUCGCCUUGAUGCCAAGGGGAAGUCUCUGAAGGACGAGGAUGUCCUGCAGCAACUACCUGUGGGAACCACGGCAACCUUCUACUUCAGAGACCUGGGAGCUCAGAUCAGCUGGGUCACAGUCUUUCUCACAGAGUACACCGGUCCUCUGGUCCUCUAUCUGAUGUUCUAUUUCAGAGUUCCCUUCAUCUACGCUUCCAAAUAUGACUUUUCCACCAGUAAACACUGGGUCGUUCAUCUCGCCUGUAUGUGUCACUCCUUCCACUUCCUUAAGAGGAACCUGGAGACGCUGUUUGUGCAUCGCUUCUCUCAUGGUACAAUGCCGCUACGCAACAUCUUUAAGAACUGCACGUACUACUGGGGCUUUGCAGCAUGGAUGGCCUACUACAUCAACCACCCGCUGUACACACCACCCAUAUACGGGGAGCAGCAAAUCAGACUGGCCCUCAUCUUAUUCUUGUUCUGUCAGAUCGGCAACUUUUCCAUCCACAUCGCUCUGCGGAACCUCCGUCCACCAGGUACAAACAACAGUAACACCUGCUCUAAGACCAGGAAGAUUCCCUAUCCCACCAAGAACCCCUUCACCUGGAUCUUCGUGCUGGUCUCCUGCCCCAACUACACCUACGAGCUGGGCUCCUGGCUGGGCUUCACACUGAUGACCCAGUGCCUGCCGGUGGCCUUCUUCACCUUGGUGGGUUUCAUCCAGAUGACUGUGUGGGCCAAAGGGAAGCACCGCAGCUACCUGAAGGAGUUCCGCGAUUACCCUCCCCUCCGCUCCCCCAUCCUGCCCUUCAUCCUGUAGAGCUCAACCCUUCAGCUCUCCGCUAACUGAGAGGGGGCUCUCCGUUUUACACUGGAGCUUAGUAGACUGACUGGCUUAAAUAAUGUCCCCUUUUUCUUUCCCCCUCUUUUGCUUCCUGUCUGUAAUUUCUGUAAUAUUGAGUGAAAAUGUAAAGCACCAACGCUUGCUCUAUUUUUUCAUUUCCCUAUAACCCAUUCUGAUUGGUUAAUUGACUUAUGUGUGUUUGGUCUCCAAGAGCUGUUCUUGACCUUCAAACGAGCCAGUGUAUCCUGAAUGACAUACUGUCGAUAAAUAAUGUAAAGAUGUCUUGCCACGCUGUCAUCUAAUUCUGUUGUUUUGAGGCUGAAUCUGCAUCUGGUGAGAUUCAGUCAGAUUUCAAAGGCUUAGUUUUUAUAUCCAUUCAUCUACAUUUGAAAUCAUAACAGCAUGUCAUUUUGUUGAUGUUUGAAGUAAUUUAUUAAAAAAAAUGUAAAACUAA
Messenger RNA from Trematomus bernacchii (emerald rockcod), 1563 nucleotides. RefSeq names its product trans-2,3-enoyl-CoA reductase b (gene tecrb). The coding region runs from base 48 to 1085 and encodes 345 amino acids. Gene Ontology annotation, biological process: very long-chain fatty acid biosynthetic process. Gene Ontology annotation, molecular function: oxidoreductase activity, acting on the CH-CH group of donors. NCBI's taxonomy places the organism in Eukaryota, Metazoa, Chordata, Actinopteri, Perciformes, Nototheniidae. The transcript is spliced from 12 exons. The record is from RefSeq and is a predicted model, not a curated record.